Molecule: messenger RNA, 1437 nt
Organism: Lobosporangium transversale
Lineage: Eukaryota; Fungi; Mortierellomycota; Mortierellomycetes; Mortierellales; Mortierellaceae
Product: fumarate hydratase
Exons: 5
Coding region: 1-1437 (478 amino acids)
Biological process (GO): malate metabolic process; tricarboxylic acid cycle; fumarate metabolic process
Cellular component (GO): tricarboxylic acid cycle heteromeric enzyme complex; mitochondrion
Molecular function (GO): fumarate hydratase activity
Source: RefSeq, a predicted model, not a curated record
AUGUCCAUUACUCCUACUCUCUCUCCACAGGCCCAAAAGUUCCGUCAGGAGGCUGAUACCUUUGGUAACCUCCAGGUUCCUGCUGACAGAUACUGGGGUGCCCAAACUCAGCGUUCUCUUCAGAACUUUGACAUUGGUGGUCCUACUGAGCGUAUGCCAGAGCCUCUCAUCAAGGCCUUUGGUGUUUUGAAGCGUGCUGCUGCCACUGUCAAUAUGACCUACGGUCUCGACAAGACUGUUGGUGAGGCUAUUGUCAAGGCUGCUGAUGAGGUCAUUGAGGGCAAGCUCCUCGACCAUUUCCCUUUGGUCGUCUGGCAAACCGGCUCUGGCACCCAGACCAACAUGAACGUCAACGAGGUCAUCUCUAACCGUGCGAUUGAAUUGUUGGGCGGUGAACUCGGCUCCAAGAAGCCUGUUCACCCUAACGACCAUGUCAACAUGUCUCAGUCCUCCAAUGACACCUUUCCCACAGCCAUGCACGUCGCUGCUGCUAUUGAAAUCAACCAGCGCCUCAUUCCCGCUGUUACUACCUUGCGUGAUGCUCUUAAGGCCAAGAGCGAGGAGUUCAAGGAUAUCAUCAAGAUUGGUCGUACUCAUUUGCAGGAUGCCACCCCCUUGACUCUCGGACAGGAGUUCUCUGGAUAUGUUCAGCAGCUCACCUAUGGUCUCGAGCGUGUCCAGGCUACCCUUCCUCGCCUCUACAACCUCGCUCAAGGUGGUACCGCUGUUGGCACUGGCUUGAAUACUCGUGAGGGCUUUGAUGUUAAGGUCGCAGACGCCAUCUCCAGCAUUACCAACCUUCCUUUCAAGACUGCGCCCAACAAGUUUGAGGCCCUUGCAGCCCACGAUGCCAUUGUGGAGGCUCAUGGCUCAUUGAACGUCUUGGCCGUUUCAUUGAUGAAGAUUGCCAACGAUAUCCGCUUCUUGGGUUCUGGUCCUCGUUGCGGUCUUGGUGAGUUGAACUUGCCCGAGAACGAACCUGGUUCAUCCAUCAUGCCUGGCAAGGUUAACCCUACCCAAUGUGAGGCCAUGACCAUGGUUUGCUCCCAAGUCAUGGGUAACAACACCACCGUCAGCGUUGCUGGUUCCAAUGGUCACUUUGAGUUGAACGUCUUCAAGCCUGUCAUGAUCAAGAACACCAUCCAGUCGAUCCGUCUCUUGUCGGAUGCUUGCACUUCGUUCACCAACAACUGCGUUGUCGGCAUUGAGGCUAACGAGAAGAAGAUCAAUGCUAUCAUGAACGAAUCGCUCAUGUUGGUCACUGCCUUGAACCCCUACAUUGGUUAUGACAAUGCUGCCAAGGCCGCCAAGAAGGCCCACAAAGAGGGUACCACCUUGAAGGAGGCUGCCAUCUCUCUCGGUCUCUUGGAUGAGAAGCAAUUCAAGGAAUGGGUUCGCCCUGAGCUUAUGUUGGGACCUACCAAAGCCAAGAACUAA